CCCUCUGCUCCCAGCCUUUGCUGGGCGCCAGACCCGGCUUUGCCGUCCGGCUAUUAGCCUACUGUGGCUAGUCACCCCCGGGGUCCCGGCCUUCUCGGGCUGGGGCCGCCGCCACCGCGGCAGGACGGGGAGGCGGGCCAUGGCGUCCUGCGUGGGGAGCCGGACCCUAAGCAAGGAUGAUGUGAACUACAAAAUGCAUUUCCGGAUGAUCAACGAGCAGCAAGUGGAGGACAUCACCAUUGACUUCUUCUACCGGCCGCAUACCAUCACCCUGCUCAGCUUCACCAUCGUCAGCCUCAUGUACUUCGCCUUUACCAGGGAUGACUCUGUUCCAGAAGACAACAUCUGGAGAGGCAUCCUCUCUGUUAUUUUCUUCUUUCUUAUCAUCAGUGUGUUAGCUUUCCCCAAUGGUCCGUUCACUCGACCUCAUCCAGCCUUAUGGCGAAUGGUUUUUGGACUCAGUGUGCUCUACUUCCUGUUCCUGGUAUUCCUACUCUUCCUGAAUUUCGAGCAGGUUAAAUCUCUAAUGUAUUGGCUAGAUCCAAAUCUUCGAUACGCCACAAGGGAAGCAGAUGUCAUGGAGUAUGCUGUGAACUGCCAUGUGAUCACCUGGGAGAGGAUUAUCAGCCACUUUGAUAUUUUUGCAUUUGGACAUUUCUGGGGCUGGGCCAUGAAGGCCUUGCUGAUCCGUAGUUACGGUCUCUGCUGGACAAUCAGUAUUACCUGGGAGCUGACUGAGCUCUUCUUCAUGCAUCUCCUCCCCAAUUUUGCCGAGUGCUGGUGGGAUCAAGUCAUUCUGGACAUCCUGUUGUGCAAUGGCGGUGGCAUUUGGCUGGGCAUGGUCGUUUGCCGGUUUUUAGAGAUGAGGACUUACCACUGGGCAAGCUUCAAGGACAUUCAUACCACCACCGGGAAGAUCAAGAGAGCUGUUCUGCAGUUCACUCCUGCUAGCUGGACCUAUGUUCGAUGGUUUGACCCCAAAUCUUCUUUUCAGAGAGUAGCUGGAGUGUACCUUUUCAUGAUCAUCUGGCAGCUGACUGAGUUGAAUACCUUCUUCUUGAAGCAUAUCUUUGUGUUCCAAGCCAGUCAUCCAUUAAGUUGGGGUAGAAUUCUCUUUAUUGGUGGCAUCACAGCUCCCACAGUGAGACAGUACUACGCUUACCUCACCGACACACAGUGCAAGCGCGUAGGAACACAAUGCUGGGUGUUUGGGGUCAUUGGUUUCCUGGAGGCCAUUGUUUGCAUAAAAUUUGGACAAGAUCUCUUCUCUAAGACCCAAAUACUCUAUGUUGUGCUUUGGCUUCUUUGCGUGGCUUUCACCACUUUCCUCUGUCUGUACGGCAUGAUUUGGUAUGCAGAACACUAUGGUCACCGAGAAAAGACCUACUCGGAGUGUGAAGAUGGCACCUACAGUCCAGAGAUCUCCUGGCAUCACAGGAAAGGGACAAAAGGUUCUGAAGACAGCCCACCCAAGCAUGCAGGCAACAACGAAAGCCAUUCUUCCAGGAGAAGGAAUCGGCAUUCCAAGUCAAAAGUCACCAAUGGCGUUGGAAAGAAAUGAAAAACCCUGGUUAAUCAAAGAUGUUCCAGAGUGCCUAGAACUGAGAGGGAAAUGGAACUCAUUUGGAACUCCCCGUGAGGAGGUCGAGGCGCACAGGGCAAGCAGGAAGAGGCGAGGGCACUUGGGGGUCAUUAUUUGAGAUCGUAAGUCUUGUUUCCCACAGACCUGGCCGCGUCAGGCAGAUCAUCGCCUGGGGGGCCUUUGCCAACGUGGGGUCUCUUCUAACUUCAGCACUUGACAUGCGGUCACCGGUGGCAGCGCGGUGUGUUGAAGGGAAACGGUAGCUAUUCAUUCACAGUUGCCAAGAGCAGCUCCGCGCCUGCUGGAUCGUGGAUGCAGCGUAAACAUCUUCCUUCAGACGAGGCAUUAACCCCAUGGUUAAUGGACUGGUCACCAGUUUUUAUUUUAUUUUUAUGAAUCUACCUUUCCAUUGAUUGAUUUAAGUUCAGGCCACUUUUCUGUCUUUUAUUUGGUUACUGUUGUUAUUUGUUUUUAAGUUAGGAUGCUUUUUAACAGCCUUUAGAAGCCGCUGCUGAAAUUGAUACUGGGGGAAGGGUUCCCCUUCCUUCUAGAGCAGAAAAGGGAGAGAGGUGUUGUAUUCCUGUUUGGUAACCUCAGUCUCCUGUAAGACCUCCUACCACAUGGCGAGUAUACACCAAUCAGGAGAGGGUAGCUGCCUGCAUAGGAGCCUCGCUUCCGAUUAUUCCCUUCCCAAUAUUAUUCAUCCAGACUUAGCCACAGUGCACAAAAGCAAACCUGCUAGAGAGGCAGUGAACACCACAGCUUCUCCCCAGCUAGGUGCCUUUUACAUCGGGUUUGUUCUCCUUCCAUGGUGUGUUGCUGACAUUGUCACUGAGUCCCAUGUGAGGUGCUGGUGAGUAUUACCUUUCAUCUGUGCCAUGCUCUAGAACCUUGACCUUGAUAGUUCACCACCUCUGAUGGAUCCCUGUUUUAAAUAAAAACGAUUCACUUUAAAGCCUAUCAAAGGUCUGUCUGUAAAAUGCUCAUUUUCUUGCAUCUUACUGGUAUCUUCUAUUGAUUGUAAGCAGUCUGUGUUUUUCAAGUGACUUUAGGAUAAUAUAUAUGUGUUUUACAUAGUGAGAAGAAAAAAGAAAAGAUGUGUAUUUUAAAGGGCUUACAGACAUAUAUGUCCUACUUCUUAGACUACCCAAGUGACCAACAGGAAUGAACAACAUAGUCAUUGUUUUUUCCUGUGGUAAUGGUUUCCAAGUUGGACUUUUUUUUCCUCUAACAAGAGGCCAGUACCCAGUUGAUUAGCUUACAGAUAUCAACUCACUGAAAGUAAUCUUUUGUUCCCUCAUUUCACACAGCACAAAGGUUCGUUCUGAUGUUUCUUCUUCUUUAAGGAAAUCUUUAGCCAUAGAAGUGUCACUUUUUUUUUUUCUGCAAAAGAAUUCCAAGAUGAACGGGUUGAAUGAAUCAUGCCAGCCAGGGUCACAUCCUGUCCUCAGGGGGCCCAGUGCUCAAUAGUAGAUUCUGCGGGAGUGGAGAAGCGUCAGUGGCAGCUCCGCUCACUUGGUGAGUGAGGGAUUUGGCUGUGAUGAGCCUCAGCUCCGAGCUCUCAAAUGUCCUCCAGCCAGCAUCUGCCUGCUUCCCACAAAAGGAUAGAAGAGAGGCAAAGUGCGUGUUUCAUAAAACCUGCCUGCACUUUUAUAACCCAUCAAAGAGGCCAUUUUUAAACACAGGUACAAUUUAAACAUGAUCUUUCUUUGCAAAUAAAUAUGUUUUGUUUCAUCCUGUGUUCUGCUUUUCUAAGCAUGACAUACUUGUGCCCAUUGGAGAAGACACCUGUCUCUUCUUUCUCACACCGGUGGUGCCUCACUGAGUGUUUCCGGGUUCAUUUUCCGGGAGCACUGGGCCUGACACUUUCACACUCUUCUGACUUUCGCCUUGUUGCAACUGAUGGAGCAUGUGUGCUUCCUCUGAGGCCAGCCUACAGGAGGCAGCUGUUUCGCAGGUGGUGAAUUCGACUUUACUGUGGCAUUGUGAAGAGCAGGGUGCACAGGAGAUGAUUUUUUCUCCAUGGCUUUGUAAGAAACAGCCAGGAAAGUUCUCAGAUACUUUCCAUGCCCUUUCUUUGAGUUGAAACUUUCUAUUUCCCUUCAGUCAGAGCUCUUUACUAUAGUAGUUACAAAACCAGUGCUUUCCAUGGCUGGCCAGAACCACAGCUGCUAUUCCUUUUAGAAGCCAUACUGCUGGGUUUGGCCUACUUUUUUCACCGUUUCUAUGGAAAUAAACCUCACAUUGAUGGAAAUAGAAUGCGUGUUUCAGAAUCAUCAUUCAAUAUCUGAAAUGAUUUGAUUGUAAAUUAUCUCAUGGUCCCUGUUUGCAAACCACCCUCUUAAGAGAGAACAUUGUUUUGGACCUAAAGCUUGAAGAACGGUUUAUGUAUUUUUCUCCUUAAGUAGCAUUGCAUUGAGUGUUAGGUUCUUUUCCCUUUUUUUCAUUCUUGGUCUUCCCAAAGCUUCUUCCCACAUUUCGUUUGUGUCUGUUUCCACCAUUCAUAGAAACCUUGGAACCACUCUCACAGCAAUGCUAGGAUGUUUCAUGGACCUGUUAAGCAUUUUGAUGAUACAAGACAUCCUAUCAAUGCCAGUCUUAUUUUCGCUAGGACUCUGCUUCCACAGUAAGCUCCUAAGGUGCUCACCCAACCCAGGAGAAAACAAAAUUCAUUACCAAAUACAACAGGUUCAGCCUUCUUGGUCUUCCCUCAGAAGCCACCGUGUAGCACCCUGGAAUGAUGCCUCUUUAUGCCAAGGCCCACCCUUUGGAAUUGGGAGGGUUUUGGGUAGAAUCCUGCACUUACAGAGGCCCUUGGGGUCAUUGAGAAGUGGAGGAGGUUGGACACAGAAGGGGAGGCUAAACACAAGGUGGGGAAGAAAAAAUGUAACCAUUGGCAGCCAGACUGAAGCUAGCCCUUUAAAAUACGGGGUUGGGGGGUUAACAUCCGCUCUUUGGAAUGUGCUCAGUGACUGCUGCAGAGUUCCUGGGCCACCCUAAUGUUUACCAGGUGGGCGUUGUUUAUAUGGUUCUUAUUGUUAUGACAACUAGAAAUCCCACAGUAGACUAGACAGUGCUCCCUACCAUUUCCCAUUUAUAGGAUUGAAAUCAAGAUGUAAGGAGAGCUGGCCGGGCGCAGGGCUCACGCCUGUAAUCCCAGCACUUUGGGAGGCUGAGGUGGGUGGAUCGCCUGAGGUCAGGAGUUUGAGACCAGCCUGACCAAUAUGGUGAAACCCUGUCUCUGCUGAAAAUACUUAAAUUAGCCGGGCAUGGUGGCAGGCACCUGUAGUCCCAGCUACUCGGGAGACAGAGACAGAAGAAAUGCUUGAACCCAGGAGGUGGAGGUUCCAGUGAGCCGAGAUCACGCCACCGCACUCUCUAACCUGGGCGACAGAGCGAGACUAUCUC
Homo sapiens (human) is the source of this 4990-nucleotide messenger RNA. It is a transcript of the gene PTDSS1, whose product is annotated as phosphatidylserine synthase 1. Lineage: Eukaryota; Metazoa; Chordata; Mammalia; Primates; Hominidae. Gene Ontology annotation, cellular component: endoplasmic reticulum membrane. The record is from RefSeq and is marked reviewed. Gene Ontology annotation, molecular function: L-serine-phosphatidylethanolamine phosphatidyltransferase activity; L-serine-phosphatidylcholine phosphatidyltransferase activity. Gene Ontology annotation, biological process: phosphatidylserine biosynthetic process. The coding region runs from base 140 to 1561 and encodes 473 amino acids. The transcript has 13 exons.